UUUGACUUCAACUUUGAAAAUGAAACUACGUGACAGAAGAUGGAGCAACCAAAAAAGGAGCAGAGUGUUGGUUGUCACUCUGCUGAGGGUCUGAGUGUCAGUGCGUCAGCUCAGACUGGAGGUCACAUCACAGCACCAGUUCUCUCACACACAACAGUUACUGGAAAUAUUACAGUUAUAACUAAUGUUUCUGGAAGCAGUAACCCUGCAGACACACACUCACAGAACCCAGGAAAAACUUCACAAAACCUUAAGGAUGGCUGUAAGAAACUGAUCUGCUCUGAGUAUGCAUAUGUGACAGAGUAUAACUCCCUCCCUGGUGAACAUGUGCUGCUGACUGACCGCUACACUGAGCUGCUGAUCAUUCAGAGACACAGAGAACAGAGUGAGAGAGAGAAAGAGAUUCGCUCCAGAGGAGAGAAGUUCUUUACUGCUAGGGCUAAUGAGAAUUACAUCACUGUGGAGAAGUUCUUCAGUCCAGAUGAUCGCGGACUCAUUCCAAAAGCAGUUGUUCUCCAGGGAAACCCUGGAAACGGCAAAUCCUUCACUGCUAUGAAGAUUAUGUUGGACUGGGCAUCUGGUAAACUCUAUGCAGAGAAUUUUGAUUUUAUUUUUCAUCUGAAGUGUAAAGAGAUUAACCAAAUUUCUGGGGAGAAGAGUCUGGCGGAGUUCCUGAGAUACAGUCAGAGUUUAACACCAGCCCAGAUUUCACAGAUAUUACAGCACUCAUCUGAGAGAGUUCUCUUCCUCGUAGAUGGCUUUGAUGAACUCAAACUCUCACAAGACAACAUGUCCAACCUGUCUCUGCCCACUGAUGUCCAAACUCCAGCCUCACCUGAGUCCACUCUGAAAGCCCUGCUGAGUGGACGCCUGCUGCCUGAGUCCUUCCUGCUGGUCACCACCAGGUCUACAGCUACAGACACACUGAGCAAGCUGCUCAAAAAACAACCCCAACGAUUUACUGACAUUACGGGCUUCUCUGAGAGGGGUGUGGAGGAGUACUUCCAGAGGUUCUUUAAAGAUGAUCAGCUCUUACAGACACAGGCAUAUGAGCAUGUGAAGGCAAAUGAAACCCUCUUCACUGCCUGCUUCAUCCCUGUGAUCUGCUGGAUCAUCUGCACAGUUUUCAGAGAGAGGUGCAGAGAUGGUUUAGAUGCAUCAAGUGGACUGGAUACAACCACCUCCAUAUAUGUUGACUUUGUGUCCACUCUGCUGGAGCACCACUGCCAGGGUUUGAGUCAGUCUGUCCCCAGCCUGCUGAGGAGUCUGGGCCAGCUGGCAGAGAGAGGGAUGCUGGAACAGCAAGUCCUGUUUAAUGAGAAGAGUGUUUCAGAGACAGUCUCAGAUCCUGCUAACAUUCCAUUCCUGUGUAAGUUUCUCUUUAGGAGAAGAAUCCGCCAAGAGACGAUGUUCAGUUUCAUGCAUCUCAGCUUUCAGGAGUUCUUCACUGCUCUUUACUAUGUCCUGAUGAGUGAAGAGGAGUCUCAGAGGGCUGUCAUAAAGCUGAUUGAAGGAACAAAACUGUAUCGUUCAUCAGUGAUCCAGUUUCUCUUCGGUCUGUGUAAUAAGGAAGUGAGCAGCUCUCUCAUGGAGUCACACAGUGUGUCUGUUUCUCCCACUGUUCGAGCUCUGCUAGAAGAAUGGAUCCUUCAAGUCAUUACAGAUAAGAAAAAGUACCUUAAUGAACCUAUUGAUUUGUUCUUCUUCCACUGUCUAUAUGAGCUCCAUGAAGAGGACUUUGUGAGGGAGACCUUGGAGAGUUUUGAGACCAUCAAAAUGUCUUAUGAUCCUCUGAGAAUGACAGACUGUAGGGUUCUGCUGUAUUGCUUACAGUGCUGUUCACACAUCAGAAGCCUGAACCUCCAACACUACAGUCUGACACCAGAGACACUGAAGAUUCUUCAGCCUGCAGUGUGCAGGAGUCAGGAGUUAUGGUUGGAUCUGAUGGACUUCUCAGAUGAUGAUGUUGGGCUUCUGAUCUCAGCUCUGGGGGAAGACAAGAAAGUGAACAGUCUGAGAUUCAGUAACAGUUUUCUGUCAGACCAAGCUCUGCAGAGGGUCCUUAACUCUCUCAGCAGACAGAGAUCUGUGGCAGAACUUUAUCUCACCGUGAAGACCAUCACUACCAGCACUGCCGUCAUUCUUAUGAACCAUCUCUGUAACAAUGAGAUUACAGGAGAAAUGAGUGUUGUGGUGAAUGAGAACAGUCAUGAAGAGAGUCUCUGCUCGUGCCUUCGUGCAUCAAAUACAUUUGGUGGCAUCAUAUGUCCAGGGUUCGAUGAGAAUCUGAAAGCUCUGUUGUCUUUCCUGAUGUCGGAGCCUGAUGUGACGUAUGUGACGCUGAAUGUGAUGGACCUGACUGAGAGCUGGGCUUCCAGAAUCCUCCCCCACCUCCAGGUCUUCCCCAAUUUAAAUCACAUCAGAGUUGGAUGUGUCAGGGAGGAAUUUGAUGAGUUGGGUAUCUCUUGGUCUUUCAAUGAGUCACAAACAGAUAGAGACCUCAGGUUGUUCUUCACAGCUCAGAACUUCACUCAGUCAGACGUACUCUUCAGAACAUCCGACUCACCAACUCCACUGUCACUCUCUGAGUUCUGUCUUACUGGCCCACAGUCAGAGUUACUCAACAUUGACUGGAAAAGCGUCAUCCAGAUAUUCUGCAAGUUUAAAGACAAGCCAAUAACAGAAAUGUGUGGUGAAGAUUUUGAUGAGAAGAUGGAUGCUCUGCUGUCUCUUCUGCCCUCUGUCUGUGGUCUCAAGACAGUGGAAAUGAAGAUGAGUGACUUGACUGUUAACUUGGCCGUCAGGAUCAUUUCCCUCAUCCAGACCUGCCCAGGUCUGCACAACGUUAACUCUCCAGAGUUUAAUGAGCAUGUGAAUGCUCUGCUGUCUUUCCUGAACUCUGUGCCUGGUCUGAAGUUCAUCUGUGUGGGGGUGGCCAGUCUGACUGAGAGCUGGGUUACCAGGAUCCUCUCUCUCAUCCAGACCUGCCCCAGUCUACAACGUGUCAGGUAA
Molecule: messenger RNA, 3012 nt
Organism: Chanos chanos (milkfish)
Lineage: Eukaryota; Metazoa; Chordata; Actinopteri; Gonorynchiformes; Chanidae
Product: NACHT, LRR and PYD domains-containing protein 3-like
Exons: 12
Coding region: 40-3012 (990 amino acids)
Cellular component (GO): cytoplasm
Source: RefSeq, a predicted model, not a curated record